CUCCUGGAGCUGAGAAGCGGAGGAGCGCGAGGGAGGGACGGGCAGGCGGGAAGGAGGCCGCGCGGAGGAGAGACGGGCGCUUCUAGCUUCCAACGCCGAGCCGAGGACUGACCCUCUACCCGCUUCAUCCACAGAAAGAGGGGGCGGAGGAGGAGGAUGUGGGGCACGCCGUGGCCUGCGCUCUGCCUGUUGCUCUGCCUGCUCCGGCCCGCCGCGGGGAAGACGCUCCGCUACCACAUCUACGAGGAGGAGCCGCCCGGGACGGUGAUCGGAACCUUGGCCGACGACCUGCCCGCGGAGCGGCCCGGGGAGCAACGCACUUUCCGCCUGCUGAAGCCGCCGGGCAACGGGUCCCUGGUGCGUGUGCGCGAGCGGGACGGGCAGCUGAGCCUGGGUCCGGAGCGGCUGGACCGGGAGGCGUUGUGCGGGCCGUCGUCGGCGUGGUGCGCGCUGAGCUUCGACGUGGUGUGCCUGGGGGCGCCCUCGUCGUCUUCGUCCCCGUCCUCGUCGUACCAGCUGCUGCAGGUGGAGGUGGAGGUGGUGGACGUGAACGACCACGCGCCCCGGUUCCCGCAGGCGGAGGUGGGCCUGGAGGUGUCGGAGGCGGCGCUGCCGGGGACGCGGCUCCCGCUGGGGCUGGCGCUGGACCCGGACGCGGGCGCCAAUGGCGUACAGAGCUUCGCGCUCUCGCCCAACCGGCACUUCGGGCUGGAGGCGCCGCGCCGCGCGGACGGGCUGAAGGGCGCCGAGCUGGUGCUGCUGGCGCCGCUGGACCGCGAGGCGCAGGCCUCGUUCCGCCUGGAGCUGGUGGCCAAGGACGGCGGGAGCCCGGCGCGGUCGGGCACGGCCACGCUGGCCCUGCGCGUGCUCGACGCCAACGACAACGCGCCGGCCUUCCCCCGCGGGGGCGCGCCGCGCCUGCUGGAGCUGCCCGAGGACGCGCCGCCGGGCGCCGCGCUGCUGGAGCUGGGCGCCGCCGACCCGGACGAGGGCGCCAACGGGGCGCUGCUCUACUCGUGGGGCAGCCAGGUGGGGCCCGAGGCGCGCGCCCUCUUCGCCCUCGACCCGCUCUCGGGCCGCCUCAGCCUCCGCGCCGCCCUCGACUACGAGCGCCACACCGCCUUCGAGCUCGACGUCCAGGCCUCCGACCGCGGCGCCAGCCCGCUCCGCGCCGCCUGCAAGGUCCUCGUCCGCCUCACCGACGUCAACGACAACGCGCCCCAGAUCGACCUCAGGCCCCUCCGGGCGGGAGACGCAGAUGAGGGGGGCCCCGACGGGGAGGUGGUGGUGGCCUACGUCAGCGAGGCCGCGCCCACAGGCAGCCUGGUGGCCCUGGUCAGCGUCUGGGACCACGACUCCGGCGCCAACGGGCAGGUGCGCCUCUCCCUGGAGCCCCCCGGGGAAGGCAGGCAGGGGCCCCCGCCGCCUUUCGCCCUCCGCCCCGCCCACGACGAGGAGGAGGAAGAGGCGGCGGAGGAGCAGGAGCCCGGCCAGGAGGCCAAGGAGAAGGCGCGCUCCUUCCUGCUCCUCACCACGGGGCCGCUGGACCGCGAGCGCGUGCCCGAGUACAACCUCACCCUCCUGGCCCAGGACCUGGGCGCGCCCCCCGCCCGCACCGCGCGCCGUCUCUCCGUCCGCCUCGCCGACGAGAACGACCACGCGCCCCGCUUCGCCUCCCCCGCCCUCCGCCUCCCGCUGCCCGAGAACAACCCCCCGGGGGCCUUCCUGGCCGCCCUCACCGCCCGCGACCCCGACCUGGGCCCCAACGGCCGCGUGGCGUACCGCCUCCUCCUCGAAGACCCGCUCCAGCAGCUCCGCGGGGCGCCUCUCUCCACCUACGUCUCCCUGGACGCCGCCUCGGGCGCGCUCUACGCGUUGCGCAGCUUCGACUACGAGGCGAUGAAGGAGCUGUCGCUGACCGUCGUGGCCACGGACGGGGGGAACCCUCCGCUCUCCAGCACCGCGCAGGUCGCCGUCCGCGUCCUGGACCUGAACGACAACGCGCCCGUCAUCACGCACCCGGCGCCCCGCAACGGCUCCCUGGAGGUGUGGGUCUCGCGGCGUGCGGGUAAGGGCGCCCAGGUGUGCCGGGUCCAGGCGCGCGACGCCGACGAGGGCGAGAACGCCGAGCUGAGCUUCGCCCUCCUGCCGGACCCCGCCGCCGGCCCAGAAGACGCCGCCGAGGCGCUGUUCGCCGUGGACGCGGGCACCGGGGUGGUGGUGCUGAAGGAAAGCCUGUCCGGGGAGCAGCCCGGGAGGGUUUUCCGCGCCCUGCUCCGCGUCUCCGACGGCGGGCGGCCCUCGCUCUCGGCCAGCGCCGCCCUGCGCUUCGUGGUCACGGCCUCGGAGGAAGAGCCCUCCUCGGGAGCCUCCUCGGAGGCCAAGGCGGCGGCGGCGUCCUCUUCGGUGCAGUGGGACGGGCCCCUCAUCGUCAUCGCCGUCCUGGCCGGGAGCUGCACCCUGCUGCUGGUGGCCAUCAUCGCCAUCGCCACCAGCUGCAACCGGCGCAAGCGGCAGAAGCAACUGCAGGAGAGGCUGAAGCAGCAGCAAGGCGCCGUCCUGGACGAGCCCCUCGAGCAGGGAGGCGCCGGCGGGAGCAGCGGCAGCCCCGGAAUACGGAACGGAGGAGGAGGAAGCGGCAGCCCCGGAAACCGCGGAGGAGGCGGCGGCGGAGGCGUGAGUUUCGAGGUGCGCUCCUUCGCCAGCAAGUCGUCCUUCGCCAGCGCCGAGCCCUCCCCGGCCAGCGAGGACCCGCCGCCCUCCGAGGGCAGCCGCAGCGAGAGCGCCAGCCUCUACGACAGCAGCCAGGGGCGCCUCCGCCCCGCCCACGCCAACGAGUCGUAUGCUUCAACUCCCAGCUACAGCAAAGAGGCCGCCCCACCUCCAGUGCCCAUCUGGAAGGGCCACUCCUUCAACACCAUCUCAGGCCGGGAAGGGGACAAGUUCAGCGGCAAAGACAGCGGCAAAGGUGACAGCGACUUCAACGACAGCGAUUCGGACAUCAGUGGGGAUGCCUUGAAGAGAGACCUCAUCACCCAUAUGCAGAAUGGUUUGUGGGCUUGUACUGCCGAAUGCAAGAUCCUGGGCCACUCCGAUCGCUGCUGGAGCCCUUCCUGUGGUCGAACCAACCCCCACUGCUCCUCCCACCCGAAGACCCAGCUCUCCACUUUCUGCAAGAGUACCUCACUGCCAAGGGACUCCAUUCGCCGAGAUAAUUAUUAUCAGGCACAACUGCCCAAGACAGUGGGACUUCAGAGUGUCUACGAGAAAGUCCUGCACAGGGAUUACGACAGGACAAUGACGUUGCUCUCUCCUCCCCAUCCAGGGAGGCUGCCGGACCUCCAAGAGAUCUCCGUUCCCCUCUACCAGGCUCCCUCUACUCGCUAUUUAGGGCCACCUCCUGAGACUAAUCAGAAUGGUUAACUACUUCCCAGCGCUUGACUUUUGCUCAGGCCCAAAAGUGUCUGGCUAGUGAAGAAACCAUUAUCAGGCCUGGAACCUGAAUUUCUAAAAUGAUGCAUUUGCUGGGGAUGUUUUCUUCCCCUUUUCUGUAUUUUGUGGUUUUGUUGAAGAGGACAGUGACUCUGAGCAUGUGCAAAGUGUCUUUCACACAGCUUUGUGACUAUGGCCAGCCCCAACAAGCCUCCAGGUUUACAGGAAAAAAUCUUUGUAUCGUAGCUCUUCUCUUUUAGAAAGAUUAUAAACACUGAUUCCAUACUGAGUCCCCACAUCCCAACUCAAGCAUGCAACUAGAUAAAUGCACACAGAUCAUUUCCAAUCGUUCUUAAAUUAAUGACCAGGUUCAGUGUACAGAAGAACAAGCAAAACGUGCCUUAAAAUAUAAACGUGUUUUUGUACGCAUGUGUACAAACAUAUAUGCACACAUAGUCCUGCACAUACACACGUCUUAAUGUGUGUAUGGAAGUCUCUGUGUGCAUAUGUAUGCAUGGAUAUGCACAUUUACAUACACAUGUGCACACAGAAAUACAUACAUGAUCAUGUAUGUAUAUGGGCAGGUUUGUAUAGAUAGAUAGAUAGAUAGAUAUGGUGUGUUAAAGAAGUUGUUGGGAAAGAUAUCCAAUUGCGUUGGUACUGUUUGAUAUUUGCAAACAAAAACUCUUUGUAGUUAUUGUAAUUUUUAUGAAAUGUGCAGUAUUUAAUUUUUAUUUCUAUGUUGCUCUUUUGCUUCACCCAUGGCCUGCCUUUUCGUAGUGUUUUCUUAAACCUGUAUAUUAUGUAAUGUAAUGUUUGUAUAUAAGGAAAUUUCAUUCUAUUUUUAUAUAAUAAAACCUUGGGGAAGGGGGACCCGAAAUUCUUGCCAAAGGAAGUGUCUGAAAGACAUGCUCAGAAGAAGAACACAAUCCUUUAGGAAUCACGGAAAAGAACUUUCACAGAUUAAUGAUAGGUUACUUUAUCAACUUGCUUGUUUGGGAAAGACUGCCUUGCCAAGUGUGAAUUGUGUUUCUGGAGUCAGUUUGAAACUAACUGUGGUUUAAUUAUUCUGUGUCACUUAUAUAAACACUAAUAAAGGACUUGUUAAGUGUU
Molecule: messenger RNA, 4545 nt
Organism: Anolis carolinensis (green anole)
Lineage: Eukaryota; Metazoa; Chordata; Lepidosauria; Squamata; Anolidae
Gene: pcdh8
Product: protocadherin 8
Exons: 3
Coding region: 157-3423 (1088 amino acids)
Biological process (GO): homophilic cell-cell adhesion
Cellular component (GO): plasma membrane
Molecular function (GO): calcium ion binding
Source: RefSeq, a predicted model, not a curated record